CGGUAUAUUGAUGCGAUUCUGUUCAGGAUCAUUUUGGUGACACAGAAUCGCUUGAAGCGUAUAUUGGAUCUGUUUAUCGAGAGUUCUCGGUAUCGAAAGACUGUCAGUUCAAACGGAUAACUACUCCGGACGAUCUCGGGCGAAGGCGCUGUAAGAAUUGGCAAAGACUUUGUGUGUGGAGGACAUUAAAAUCACGACUCGAGUCGAUCUCAUUGUAUAUACAAAUGUCGGGAGCAGGCUCAUCAGCAAUUUCGGUCGUUGGAAGCCAUCUUCAUCCAAAUCUCAGCGCAGCGGAAAAGUCAGCGUUCAUUGCGAGUCUAGUCUUAUCCAUACCGCGAAUAGGAUUCGGAAUUGUUCAAGAUCUUUGGGGUGCUCAGGAUUCUUCUUCGAUAUCCCGUCGCAUAGUCUUUCUAAAACACUUCUCUCGGGUGUCCUCGACACUCCCGUUGAGACAAUUACGCUCGCUGAUGCAGCCGACAGGCAGUACUAUCUCGAGUCUCUGCGAGAAGGAGGGACUAUCGCAUGAGACCAUCUCGGUCGACGCAGGCGAGUUUAAUCCUGCAACCUUGCACUUUAUCGGCUGCGGGGCCAGAACACCCGGGAAUGUCUUGUUGUACUUCCAUGGCGGGGGUUACAUCUUUCCGCUGACGCCAGGUCAUUUUAAAUUCGCUCGCGCCGCGGCUGGCAAGUCAAAUCUCGUCAUUCUCGAAUACACUCUGGCCCCGGAGUUGAAAUAUCCUGGACAGCUGGCCCAGGCAGCUGCCACAUUGCGAUACUUGCUGGAACAGCACGAUGCGUCCGAGAUCACUGUCGCCGGAGAUUCUGCUGGUGGGAAUCUGACACUGGCAGUCCUGGCACAUUUGCGUCAACCCCAUCCACGCAUACAGCCGGUAUUCGAAGGAGAGCAGAAGCAGCUCCGGGGGGCUCUUUGCAUCAGCCCCCGCUGCGCUAAUGACUGCACGGCCCUCAGCUAUACCUUGAAUGCCCACAAAGACAUUAUCAGUUCACAUGCCAUGGAGCUGUUCACCUCCAGAUGGGAACCUGUAAAGGAGGAUGUAUGGGCAACGCCGCUUGCUGGUGUAGGGGACUUCUGGGCAAAUGUUCACGCCAAAAGAGUGCUCAUUGUCGCCGGUACCGAUGAGGUAUAUGUGGAUGAUAUAAAGCAAUUCGGACAGGUAAUUGGGUCGAAACAACAAACGAACUCAAAGGUUGAGCUGGUUAUCUGUGGUGGAGAGAUUCAUGUGCAAGCUGUGUUUGACCAUGAAGCUGGGAACUGGGAUGGGGCCAUGUUGAAGGUGGUCUUGCGCUGGCUGCAAGACCUCGAAGGGGACGGAUCGUGAAGUGCUAUCCUUGAAUCACCCUGUCUGAAAGAGAGAGUUAACCCAACGCUUAUCAAGUUACAUCAUAUCAGACAGGGAAGUUUUGGGAUAGAUAGGCAGAGUCUCGAGGUUGUGUUGGGAGGAGGGGAAGCAAGGUCGUGGGUUGGAGCACCUGACCAGUCUUGGACAGAAAGGGAGAUCACUGGACUUUUGAUCUUCUGCCACUCUUAUGUUAUUUUAUAUCACGAUACAACGCUUUUCGUUUUAGAGCAGAGCUAAGUAAUGAGGUACGCUGAUUCAUUUUACCACCU
This is a messenger RNA of Aspergillus wentii DTO 134E9, 1630 nucleotides long. Its product is annotated as putative lipase/esterase. Gene Ontology annotation, molecular function: hydrolase activity. Bases 225 to 1340 code for a protein of 371 amino acids. NCBI's taxonomy places the organism in Eukaryota, Fungi, Ascomycota, Eurotiomycetes, Eurotiales, Aspergillaceae. The transcript has a single exon. The record is from RefSeq and is a predicted model, not a curated record.